This is a messenger RNA of Cinara cedri, 3423 nucleotides long. Lineage: Eukaryota; Metazoa; Arthropoda; Insecta; Hemiptera; Aphididae. The record is from the annotation of a GenBank genome assembly.
AUGUUCGCAACAGCCAACCGAUAUUCUUCACUUAAUAUUGACGAUGACGCUACAGGUCAUACAUCCUUACAUACACAAUCUAACUUCGGAAUUAACUCCCAAACUCCUGAAAUGAACAACGAAAUUAAAAUGAAAUUACCUCCUCCUAUAUUUAUCCGUGAAGUGUUAGAUUUUGUUAGCUUUAGGCAACAAUCGAUCUCUUUAAUCAGCCCAGAAAACUUCUUGUUCAAGUCUUCUACAAACGCACUAAAAGUGCAAACAACCAAUCCAGAUUCCUACAGGAAAACUAUUCACUUCUUAAGAGAGGAGAAAGCCCAAUUCCACUCCUUCCAACUACAAGAAGAUAAAGCUUUUCGCAUAGUCAUUAGAAACCUACACCCAUCAACACCAACUACUGAUGUCGGCAUAGCCAUUGAAGAUUUAGGCUUUACUGUACGUCGAAUAGUAAAUGUUCUCCAAAAGGUAACAAAAAGCAGCUUCCGAUGUUUUUGUUGAUCUGGAACCAGCUAUAAAAAACAAAGAUAUAUUUAGUUUAACGUCCCUACUUCAUACUAAAAUAAAAGUGGAAGAACCCCAUCAACGUAAAGAUAUAAUGCAAUGCCACAACUGUCAGGAAUACGGCCACUCGAAAAAAUACUGUGCACUCUCCCCAAGAUGUGUCCGUUAUGGAAAAAACCAUCCAUCUUCAGCGUGUAAAAAAUCUAUGAAACCCCUGCUAAUUGCGCACUCUGCAACGAAAUCCAUCCGGCUAACUACAAAGGUUGCAAAACAUACACGGAGCUUCAAAAUCACCGGAAUUUCUCCACCAAUCGAAAUAAUGUUAACAAAACAAACAAUGUUAGCCCUAAAUUUAAUAACUGUGAAAGUUCCCAGCGGCCAACACAAACCACCAACACAACCCUAGACCCGUCAUAUGCUCAGGCAACAUCUGGUCAAAAGUCUACCCCAUCGAUACAAAAUAUGAAAAACGAUCUUACGACAUUUAUUAAAAAUUUUCAAUCUAUUAUAAAUCCGCUAAUAGCCCUCCUCACUACAGUCCUCGAUCGCCUAUAAUCUAACAAUGUUAAAUAAUUAAUUCACUUCCCAGUCCCUACUUAUCUUUUUGUGGAAUGCCAACGGCUUAAAAAACCAAUUUUAAUAAAACUGUUGAAGCAUAUCGUUUUUUAGAUGGUAAUAAACUUAAAAUCCAAUUGUAAAUAUUCUAAAAAAAAAUCGAUUUUCGUGACUUCUUCAGUUCAUCUAUGGAAAUUCAUAAUUAAGAAUACUUUUACUCUGAUAAUUUCUAAAAGCUAUUGAAUUUUAUAAACAAUUUUAACUGUCUAAAGACUACAACUCAAGCGAAAAAUAUUUCGUAAUUUUCACUUUUAGUAAUUUCUAAAAAAUUAUUAAUUACUCCCUUAAAUGAAAUCCAAGCAUUUUUUUCAAUAGUUGUUUCAAAUUUAGAAAGUCAUUGUCCAUACAUAAUGUUCUUAUUUCUGGGCAUACAAAAAUACACUCUUUGAGCUUAGCUCUUUUUUAAACAGCCAGAUCAUUAUAUUAAACAAAUAUGGGAAAAUUACCAAAAUUAACAACAACCCUAUAUGAUAAGAAAAAAUAUAUUCUACAUUAAAUUAAUCUUAGAGUGUAUUUAAGUUUAUGUUUAAAAUUAGAGAUAAUACCUGAGGUAAUAUAAUUUAAUCAAAAAGAUUGGUUGAAACCAUAUGUAGAAUUUAACACAAAUCUUCGUGCAAAAACAGAUAAUGAAUUUGAAAAAGAUUAUUAUAAGUUAAUGAACAACAGUGUAUUUGGUAGGACUAUGAUGAAUACAAGAAACCAUAAAGAUACAAAAUUAAUUAAUGAUGGGAAAUAUUGGAAAAGUGGAUUGCUAAACCAAAUUUUGAUCUAGCAACUAUUUUUACAGAAUAAUAGUAGCUGCAUAUAUGUAAAAAGCUUUGGUUGAAUUGAAACAACCAAUUUAUUUAGGAAUGUGUAUUUUAGAUCUAUCUAAAUCUCGAAUGUAUGAUAUUUAUUAUAACGUAUAGAAAAAAAUGUAUGGAAAAAAUAUUAGACUAUUAUACACAGAUACAGAUUCUUUAAUAGUAUAAAUUACAACUUUUUAAUGAAUUUAAUUUUUCAGAUUAUCCUGAAAAUAAUCAAUAUGGAAUACCCUGAAUAAAUAAGAAAGUUCCAGGUAAAUUUAAAGUUGAACUUAAUGGUCAAAUAAUGACUGAAUUUGUUGGAUUAAUAUCUAAAUUAUAAACAUUUAAAGUAUUUGAAAAUAAAAACGAAAUUAAAAAAACAAAAGUGUGAAAAAACCCAUAGUUAAAAAUGAGUUAUGUUUUAAUGAUUUUUAUAAUUGUUUAAAAAAUAAAGAUCCUGAAUAUGUAAAACAGAACACUUUUAGAACACUUUUUGAAUCUCUUGUAUAUAUACUCAACGAAAAAUAAUUUGAUAGGUAUCUAUUUCAUAACAUGUUUUCACUGUUUAACAUGAAUUUAAUCGUGAAGAUACUGGAAAUACUAUUUAAAAUUUGUCUCGUAUCUAUUAUCCCGUAACAAACAAAUANUAAUUGUAUUACUAAUAAUUUCAAAGGGGUAGGUUUUAAAGGUUAUCGCUUUGGGGUUCCCUAAAGUGUAUGUCAAAUGUUAUUGUGCACGUUUUUUCUUUAUUAAAUAAAUGCAAUAAUUGGCUAGUCCGAAUUUGGUUCCAUGAUAAUUACCCCGGCAUCAUAACAAGUCACAAUACAGAUAAAAUAUUUAAUUUAAUAAAUAAUUAUUUUGACAUGUUUUUGGUGAAGCCUAUAAUAUAGACAACCAAUAACUAAUCAUGUGUCAACCUUCGUAAUAUAAAUUUAUUACCCAUUCAUUAUUUUUGCUUGGAAUUUAAUUAAAUUUAUAUAUAAUGUAUAUUUCCCUUAAACUUUUACAGAUAAGGGUGAAGAGCUUUGUAUUAGCUCAUUAUAUUUCUGUGUUCUACGAUGCUAUAAAAAGCCCGAUUUCUAUCCCGAUACGAAAUACAAAUUUUGACUACACUGAAUAUAACUCCGAUAACAAAUCUGAUGGAGAUAAUGAAGAAAAAUGUUCCCAUAUUACAGCUGUUGAUAAGUACUGUGUGGUAUGUGUUUUUAAUUUUUUAGUGAAGUAUAAUUUAUACAGCAACGCUUAUCCUGGUCUCUACGACUGCUACAAAUUACUACUUACUCUGUCAGUCACUCAAGUAAGCUGUGAACGUGGAUUUUUAAAAUUAAAAUACAUAAAAUAAUAUUUAAAGAGCACCGUAUCACAAGACUUUUUGGAAAAUUUUAUGCUCAUGUCUAUUGAGAUAGAAUUAUUGAACAUAAUUGACUUAACAAAAGUGCUCAAAUUUAAUAUUGGUAGCCGUAUCAAUCACACAAUGUUUUGGAAGAGUCUAACACCUCAUCCGACCAAACCAACCGUCUUGUAA